Bacidia gigantensis is the source of this 5829-nucleotide messenger RNA. RefSeq lists its product as uncharacterized. The record is from RefSeq and is a predicted model, not a curated record. Bases 1 to 5829 code for a protein of 1942 amino acids. Gene Ontology annotation, biological process: establishment of mitotic sister chromatid cohesion; regulation of gene expression; replication-born double-strand break repair via sister chromatid exchange. The transcript has 2 exons. NCBI's taxonomy places the organism in Eukaryota, Fungi, Ascomycota, Lecanoromycetes, Lecanorales, Ramalinaceae. Gene Ontology annotation, cellular component: Scc2-Scc4 cohesin loading complex. Gene Ontology annotation, molecular function: chromatin binding.
AUGUCCCAGUCUCAAGGGGGGCAGAUGCAUCGAGAACAUCGGCCGCGAAAUGUCCAUGACGGCCGCCUUCCCCACAGGAGCAGAUUGCCCAAUGUUGAGCAAGCCCUACGCUUCUCUCCAUUUUCCUCCGUUGUCCCAUUCAACGUCGAUGUCGUUCCGAUGCCCGACGCCCGCACGCCUGGCUUCCCCUCGUUGUUUGCCAAUGUCUCGGAGCAAGAAAAGGCUGAACAACAGCUGCGACAGCUGAAUGAGCAGUCGACUAGCACUUUGAAUCGUUCUAGCUCCGCAGAACGAAUCAAGAAAGACUUACAACGGCUCAUUGACCCGGACGACAUCACCGAUUUGUACAACGCCCGCAAUUUCAAGGCACCUGUCAAACUUUACCGGAACGAGAAAAAUCGUAAAUCGCAGACCAAUGGAUAUACAAAUCCUACUACCCCAAAAGGACUCGGUCCACUGGCCUCAAGCGUCUUCCACCAUACCAGCUCAAGCCACCGUUACCCUACCCCUACAAGCUUCAAAAAACAAUCUUCAGCUGCCGCAAGUGUAACGGCACCCCAUUCGUCGAAGACAAAUUCACUUCAACCCGCGACUGGGCUGCCGACACCUCAAGUCGUCAUCCCUGCAAAAAGUCCAAAUGCUCACUUUCAACCCGCACGUCAAGAUGGAUUCAACCAGAUUCAGAGUCAUAAUCAAGCUGUUUUCAAUCAGCAAGCCAGUUCAGAGGCGACCUCACACACAUCUCCAACCCUUGGGUCGUCAUUGUCCCCUCAUCCGGCCCCCAGUCAGGUUUCUUAUAAAACUCCCUCUAAACCAGCGAUGAUUGCAAAAGCCGUCCAUUUACCAUACACUGGUACAACUUCCGCUGUGAACGGUCACUACUUCGCCUCACCUGCUUUCCCUGUUGAAUCGAAUACAUCUGACCACCACUCUGUGGCUUCGAACCUACCCAAUGCUCAACAGCCGGCCAAUGGCAAUCUCACUCCAAAUCCACAGACCCCAACAUACCGAAGUACCAACUCUUCAGUCUCUUCCUUACCAAAGUCUAGCGCUAAACCAAUGGUAGUGAUACCUGCAUCAACUACCCAUAUCACCAGUAGCGACUACGUCACACUUGAUUUGCCAUCUCCAGAAAAGGUAUCUCGCAAACGGAAACGUGGCUUUGGAGUUGAUGCAGCCGGUCAUGCUCCUGAGAUGAAGGACCAAAAGGCUGCUGCAGACGCGACGCUCCAGCAGUUUACUGAGCUCACAGAAGAAAUUUUUGAAGCGGAGGAUCAAUCCCAGCAAAAUUUACAAGUGUUCAUCCAAGUCCGUCUCGAAGAUCGUGAUUUGACUACGCUUACACCUGCUUUGCAUGGUAAAAUCGAUGCAUAUUUACAGAAGAUUAUAUCUUAUGGCCGGUUCUCAGAAAUCGCUGUUGACGACUUGCUCCGACUGCACACCCUUAGCGAAGGAGCCAUAUACUCAGUCGAGAAUCAAGACCUGGAUUUCAAUUCCGAAUGGACUGCAGACGGUUUUGAGAGCUGGGUGGAGCGCCUUGAAACCGCCAACCUUAGCCUUCGCUCGGCGAGGACCAUUCUCCGUACCAUGACUGGUGCUCGCGAGGAGAAACAGGUGUAUUCAGAGGAUCUCCUCUUAGCAAUCGUGAAGAUGAUCCAGAAAAUUACCGAUGGGUGUGUUAUUCCUGUUGUCGAGACGAGAAACUCGUCGGAUGGAAACCUAUUCGAGCAUUUGUCGACCCACAAGAAACCCCUAUCACACAUCCUGCAUGAGGCCAACAAAGUCUUAAUCCUAAUAGCAAGAAUUCUAUCUAAGCAAGAAAUGGCUGAAAUGAUUAUGACAGCUGUCGAAUUUUUCGCUAUCCGUCUCAUGUUCGUAGAGAAUGCUUCAAGCGAGAAAGAGUCUGCCUUAGGCAUUCAAAAAUAUGAGACUUUACGGCGGACAGCGAUGGACAUGAUCGCGAUUAUCUUCUCACGCUAUCCAAGCCAGCGCACUUUCCUGUUCGACGAAAUUUUAACUUCACUUCAGAGGUUACCCACAGGUCGUCAAGCAGCUCGACAGUUCCGGCUCAAAGAUGGUCGACCUAUCCAGUUAGUCACUGCUUUGAUAAUACAGCUCGUUCAGACAAGCUCCACGGUGGCGAAAUCUCCAAGGCCCGUCCAGACGAAGACCACAGCCACCAUGAAGAACGGCACUUCAGGCGAAGCUUCUGAGAAAGAGAGUGAAUCCACGUCGGAAAGUGACAGUUCUGAUACAUCCGAAGGUUCCUCCAAAGCGACCAGUGAAUCCUUAAGGAAAUUAAGACAUAAAGCAAUGCCUCUUUGUGCAGCAGCAGCGAAGAGUGCACAGCACGUGGUUGGGUACCUCAUGCAGCGUGCGCAGACCUCCUCAAAGAGUGGGGAUGAACCUCAUCGUCAAUUGCUUGACAUCUUUGUCGAGGACCUUUUACUAGUUUUAGGCUUGUCAGACUGGCCAGGCGCGGAAUUACUUCUUCGUGCAGUAUGUGCUCGCGCAAUCCAUAUCCUUGAUACCCCAAAAUCCUUAGCUCCUGCCAAAAACAUGGCCUUGGAGCUGCUUGGCACAAUGGGCUCUGCAAUUUCUGACUUGGUCGCUCAUACGCGAACCGCAGUGCAGAGUCUGGAGAAUCAUGACUCGAAAUUUAGUGGAUAUCUAACGCAGAUGUUCGAAGACUACACGGAAGGAUCACUGGAACCUAGCGAACUACUCUUGUGGAAUGGCCCUUACCACGCCGUGGUCGAGCAAUAUGAACAAGCUCCCUCUGAUGAUCUUCAAGCCAUGAGUGCCCAAUCCUACUAUUUAGCCCAGUGGGCGAAAGCUGUAUGUACUGUUUCACCUCAAGCGAGUCCUGCAGUCGACAAAUUAGCAACACGUCAUUAUGCGAUGCUCUCAGGAGAAGAGUGGGUAACAUCUGAAGACGUUCAAAGCGUUUCUGCAGGGCAGAGUCAAGUUGCGUAUGCCCUGACGAUCCUCAACAUGGACUUCUGUCGACAUUUUGAUUAUAUGCUGAAACUUCUGAUUGAUUCGGUUACGAGUGAACAAACCACGGUUCGGAGUCGAGGUCUGCGAAGUGUCACGCAGAUGUUAGAAAAGGACCCUUCGAUUCUUGACCGGGCAAGAAACGUCAAGAACGUCAUCCUGAAGUGUGCCACUGACACGUCACCAAUGGUGCGAGAUGCAGCACUGGCACUGAUCAGUAAAUGCAUCGCAUUGAAGCCAGCAUUAGAGGUCGAAUUCUUGAACCACGUCCUUCGCCUAAGCAAUGAUUCAGCCGUUGGCGUACGCAAGCGGUCCAUGAAGCUACUUAGAGAUAUCUACCUUCGCAAUGCCAGCAGUGAUAUCAAGGCCGCCAUCAGCGACAGUCUAUUGCAGCGAGCACAAGACAAUGACCCUGGUGUUGUGGAUCUUGCACGACAGACGUUUGAGGAGGUCUGGAUUGCGCCGUUCUGGUCAGUCAGUGACAGUGUCAAACCUGAUGCAGAAACCGAAAUCGCUCUACGGCGUCAAAUUCUUCUCAUCAUCAAAACAGCAUCACGAAAUCCAAAUGUGCCACCAGUUCUAGUCUUGAUCUUGAAGCAGCUAUUAUCAAGUGACUCUAAGAAUGCGACAGCAAAUGCUAAAGUUUGCACGAUCCUCGUUCGAUCUGCAUUUGACCUCAUGAUUGAUUCCGCUCAAUCAGCAGAUACUCCAGAGCAAAGACACAUUCUGGAAACGAUUACCAUCUUCGCAAAAGCUAACCCGCGUCUCUUCGACUCUGACCAGCUGCAAAUUCUUCAGCCCUACAUCGGCAAUCUCAACAGUCUGAAUGACCUCAAUAUCUUCCGUCCAGUGGUAGUGAUCUUCAGAUUCGUAUUGCCGGUAUUGUCCAGUGUGGAGCAGGGUAUGCUCGAGAGUAUCCAGACAUCAUUGCUCAAGGGUGUGUCUCGCCUUUCGAAAGCUGAGCUUAGCGAAGUCGCGGAAUGUUUGUGGGCCAUCAACGGUAGCCUGAAGAGGCCUGAUCCUCUGAUCAAGUUGAUCGCCUCUGUUAUCAAAAACCUCCGUCAAUUCGCAACCAUCAAUUUCAGCGACAACACUCAGAAGGACAACAUGCUCCGUGUCAAAAAAUACAUCCAAAUUGCAGGAUUCUUCGGCAAGCAUUGCGACUUCGAGGCUUAUAGAGGGGCAUUCCAGACCUUGCUGCCGGGAUUCAAAGAAGACUCGGUAGCCAGUCUGAUAGUGCAAUCUCUAAGUCCUUUCACCACCGCGUCACAACCUCUAAACCUUCAAGCACUGGCUUAUGACAGCGUCGGACUCAUUUGCCAAUCCUGGCCUUAUCAAUUCACAAAGCCAAGCGUCAGCAAAGCUUUUGCCUCCGUCCUUCAACGUGGUCAGCCUGAAUUGCAAGAAAUUGUUCUUUCAAACUUUCGAGAUUUCUUUACUGGGGUCGAGCAUCAGUCAGUGUCGAAACCUGAAGACGAUGCCACCUCGGAAGACGCAAGUGCACCGAAGCUUGGAUCUUCCAUGACAGCCAAUGAGCGGGAUAGUGCUUCGGCUUUGAUAUCGCAGCAUUUUCUGAAAGACAUACUUGGGAUUGCACUUGCUAGCCAGGACCUGUCGGCCUUGACUGCUUCCGAAGUAAUUGCAAGCAUCAAUCGGCAAGGUCUCGCCCACCCCAAAGAGUCCGGACCAGCUUUGGUGGCACUGGGAACGUCCUCUAACGCUGCUAUCGCCCAGGUCGCGUUUGAGGAACAUCGCAUUCUUCACACACAGCACGAAAGCAUGUUUGAGCGUGAGUAUAUGAGAGCGAUCUACGAGGCAUUCAGGUAUCAAAAGGACGUCGUCAAGGACCCGCUGGGCUUCAGCACGCAACCAUUGACUGCAAAGCUGGCGGGAAUGUGGGACAUUAUCAAGACGAGCAAGGCGAAGUAUCAAAAGAAAUUCUUAUCGAACUAUUGCGCCAAGAUCGACUUUGACCUUGAGAGACUGGAUAUGUCUGAAGACAUCUCCCCUACACUCCAGUUCGCCCGCUUUCUGCUAGAAAAUCUGGCCUUCUUUGACUAUAGUCGCUUAGACGAGCUGCUUCACGCAUUGGCUUGCAUGGAAAGGAUAGUAGGUGGCACGGGCUCGGCUGUUGCCCAUCAUAUCUCUACAGAAGUCUUUCACAUCGUCGUAGAGUCAGCUCAAGAUACCGACGCACGGUCCCAAAACCAAGCAGGGCUAGCAAAUGGGGAAAUCUCGGAAUAUCAGGCCAAUUCGCAGCCUCAACUCUCAUCUCAGGGGACUAAGGAGCCUGUCGACCCCGCAAGACUCAAGAAGCUGACGAGUGCGGCAGUCAUCCUAGCUUCCUUGUGGGAAGCUAGAACGUACCUUCGACGGUUAUAUGGGCAAAGUGCUAACCAACAACGACGCGAGAAUGGCAAAAGCAAGGGUACAACGAAGGACUUGAGCAAAGCCCCAACCCGCAUUCAAGGUGUCUCAGGCGAAAAGCUCGUAUCAACAAUUGCCGAGAAGGUCGCGUCUCUCAAUUCUGAAGAAGCCAUGAUUCGAGCGUGCGAGGAAUUUGUUGAGCUCAUGUCGGUAGACAACGAAGUCAAGGUCUCUGCUGAGAGUGAGGGAAGCCUCGGUGAUCGUCCAGAAACACCAGGAUUGGAUGAUGACGAGGAUGACAAAGACACGCCGAUGAGUGGUGCAUCUAGAAGCCUCAAGAGAAAAGGCUCUGGUUCGGCUACAAAUACCCCGUCAAAGCGCCGAGGUCGACCGCCACUGAAUCGCAGAAAAUCAAGCAGCCGGAAGAGUGUGGACGGUGAUGAUGCGGACGACGACUGGAAAUGA